AUCCAAUUGUUGCCAUGCUCUCAAUAUCAGUAUGGGUGUGGUAAUCGCUCUGUGAAUUGCCUUGAAACUAGUAAAUUUGGCGCCCGGUUUCUUGUUUUUGGAUAUAAAUAAUGCGAAAUGAGUGCGUUAAUAUUUUGAAAUAAAGAGUCUGCUCACCCUAACAGGCGGUAGGAAGAUUUUGUAGUGUUGUUACAUCAGGUAUUUGUCAGUAUUAUCAAAGUUGGGAAAGGAGUGAAGCACUUGCAGGACCAUGAGUGAGCUGGAGCAGUUGCGGCAGGAGGCAGAGCAGCUGCGCAAUCAGAUCAGAGAUGCCAGGAAAGCAUGCAGCGACUCCAGCCUGUCCCAGAUUACAGCCGGUCUGGAUUCAGUUGGAAGGAUCCAGAUGAGAACGAGGCGGACACUUCGAGGCCAUUUAGCCAAAAUCUAUGCCAUGCACUGGGCUACUGAUUCUAGGUUACUAGUUAGUGCCUCACAAGAUGGCAAACUCAUUGUUUGGGACAGCUACACAACAAACAAGAUUCAUGCCAUUCCAUUAAGGUCAUCAUGGGUGAUGACUUGUGCCUACGCUCCUUCAGGAAAUUAUGUAGCCUGCGGAGGUCUGGAUAACAUCUGCUCAAUCUAUAGCCUUAAAACUCGUGAGGGCAAUGUCAGAGUCACUAGAGAGCUUCCUGGACACACAGGUUAUUUGUCGUGUUGUCGCUUUCUGGAUGAUAGUCAGAUAGUUACCAGCUCUGGAGAUACUACAUGUGCUCUGUGGGACAUUGAGACUGGUCAGCAGACCACCACAUUCACAGGGCAUAGUGGAGAUGUGAUGAGCCUGUCUCUCAGCCCAGACUCUAGGACCUUUGUGUCAGGUGCCUGUGAUGCAUCCUCAAAAUUGUGGGACAUCAGAGAUGGAAUGUGCAGACAGUCUUUCACCGGACAUGUUUCUGAUAUAAAUGCUGUCUGUUUCUUCCCAAAUGGUAAUGCGUUCACCACCGGCUCAGACGAUGCCACUUGUCGUUUGUUUGACCUUCAUGCAGACCAGGAACUGAUGAUGUAUUCGCAUGACAACAUUAUCUGCGGCAUCACCUCUGUGGCCUUCUCUAAGAGUGGCCGCCUGCUGCUUGCUGGCUAUGAUGACUUCAACUGCAAUGUAUGGGAUACUCUAAAGGGAGAGCGGGCAGGUGUUUUAGCUGGGCAUGACAACAGAGUCAGCUGUUUGGGUGUAACCAGUGAUGGCAUGGCUGUGGCCACCGGUUCUUGGGACAGCUUCCUCAGGAUAUGGAACUGACCUCACUCAGCUGGAUUUCGGGAGCCACUCAUCCACACAAUCACUGUAGUGCACCACUGCCACACAGGACCCUUCCCUCUCUAUCUCCUCCUUAUAGAUGACCUAGUUUUCUUUAUCUUCUCUCUUUCUUAGACCGCAUUAUCCCACCAACCUGCAGUCAGUCAAAAAGGUGAGGACCAACAGCGAAGAGCCUCCGCUGGCUCUCUGGCUUUUUGGCUUCACGUCUGACUCGAGGUGGGGGACAGACUGUGUUGUGUACAGUAUAUAUCCGCCAUUCUUUGUGCUUGUAUGUAGAACAUAUGCACUUCUGACAGUGUUUGGAUGUUCCGGUAUGUGGAUACUCAUGAUGAGUGUCUUAACAGUGUCCCUGUUUUCUUUUCCUGCUCGUUUUUUUUUUUUUUUUUUUUUUCCAAUAACAGUGCUUAUUGCCAGACACAGUGGCCAGUGUAAUUUUGGGAUUAGGGAUUAGGCUGCCACAGUAUUGUGGGCCCUAAGUGUUUGACCCUCAGCCUUAAUUUAGUUUGUAUCAGUAUUAGGUCUAUUCUUACAUAAAUGGUUCAGGCUCAGCUUGGUAAUGUGUAGUGAGAGAAACGCUGAUGCAGCUGAGCUCGUGUUUGCCAUCCUUUAAGACCGACAGUUAUGUUUGGCGUGUUUGUGUAUUAAACUGCAUUACAGACAGCACAGAAAGAUUUGCCAUUAGCCUGUCUGUACGUCUGCCUUUACUAUCACUAAACAUACUAUCUGAGAUUUGCUGCUUUCCAUAUUUAUUUAGCUGGAUAUGAUACGAUAGUUCCACCCACAAGUGUAAUUUGUCAUUUACUCACCCUUGUUGUUCCAAACCUUUUAGGAAAAACUACAGAACAAUUCUAAAGAAGACUGUGCUGUGUUCCAAUAAAUCACAAAGUGUAUCCAGAAACCCCUUAAAAGUGAUAUGAAAGUAUUCCAGGUGACACUACAUUCCAAGUCUUUCGAGGAUGUACAAAAGAAUGAGUCAGAAACAGAUGAAAUUUAAAUGAAUCCAGAUUGACAAUACAGGCACUGAAUCAGAACGAGCCAUUUCAUUAACACUCCAAGGAGACUUGUUGCGUAUAUGUCACAGUUAUCAGUGAGUUGCGACUUUUUUGUCUGUUAUUCACUAAAAUGUAUGUCUUCAUAAGACAUGGAGUGGUACACCUAUCGUAUGGGCUACUUUUAUAGUGAUUAACAUGUGUGGAUCCACAAAAUCAUAUGGUUUUGUAAUAACUUGAGGGUGAGCAAGUGGCAUUUUAGGCAAAACUGUUUCUGGAAAGUUUAAGGUUAAGUCUUUUGUUUUGAUCCAAACACCAAGCAUGGCCUUGAUGCUUUGUGAGACCUUGCCAUUGAUGAGCAGGCUGGAAUUGCAACCUGAUACCUAACAGGAGGCCUUGGUCACUGCCACUCUGACAUUGUCUGCUUUUCUACACACACUAUGAACACCUGCCCUUCUGAGAUGAAGACCUAGUUAGAACCGUACGCUUUUGCACUAGAAAAUAGUCACGUGAGACUGCACACACUGGUGUUCCUGCACGUAUUUGAUUUAUUAUGCUUCAGCUCUAUGACAAACAAAGCUGAAAAAAACUGUAAUGGACCACAAGCUACACUGUGCGUAUUUUGUCACAAAUGUGUGUAUUUAAAGUAUAAAGCCCUCUUGUCUAUUUCUGUAAAACAUCAAAAAAAAAGCAAGCCUUAAAAGUAAUCACGUUUCACUUGAACCAUCAGUAAUCACUUUAAAUUUGUGCCAAUCAGUGUGAAUAAAUGUACAGGCUGGUUUCGUGAGCGUAUAAAAACAUGUUUAAAGGUUAUGCUUUUCAUUGUGGUUGUUUAGUUCUAGGCAUUUUUUUCUAGGCAAGUUUUCCUCAAUACCAGAUUGCAAUCAGUAUUCUUUAUUAUUUUUCUGCGUAAUUUGAGUCGUUUAAUAUGACAUUACUGUUCAUCAGGUACAUUUCAUUUCAGUCAUGCAGUUAUUAUGAUACGAAAGGUCAUCCAUCCAAUGUGGAAGUUAUGAUCUUUCUGUUUUGAGUGUUUAGGAAAUUAAGGUACAUGAACUCUGCAUAGUGCAAUGAAGUCAGAAAGUGUUUUAGUCUCAAUUGAUUUAGUAUCCAGUUCUCCUCAAGGUAUAGUCCGUAUAUGUGUUUAAUUGACUUUGAAGGAAUGUUCCAGUCUCAAUACAGUACAAGUUCAAUACAGUCAACAAUGUACAGUACCCUUAAAAGUAAAUGAACUCGCCUUUUUUUAAUAAAUGGUGUACAGCACAUGUGUAAA
Molecule: messenger RNA, 3553 nt
Organism: Puntigrus tetrazona (Sumatra barb)
Lineage: Eukaryota; Metazoa; Chordata; Actinopteri; Cypriniformes; Cyprinidae
Gene: gnb4a
Product: guanine nucleotide binding protein (G protein), beta polypeptide 4a
Exons: 10
Coding region: 251-1273 (340 amino acids)
Biological process (GO): G protein-coupled receptor signaling pathway
Cellular component (GO): heterotrimeric G-protein complex; cytoplasm
Molecular function (GO): signaling receptor complex adaptor activity; protein binding
Source: RefSeq, a predicted model, not a curated record